AUGGCUAGCCUUGUCCGGCGACUCGCCAGAAACCCAAGCUCGAUAAGAACCCAUCUUUUUCCCAAACCAAAACCCUACCCCAUUACCCAUCACAAUCAUCUGGGCCCUCCCAAAUCUGACUACACCCUUACCCACCUUCCUCGUUUGGGUUCUGUUAGUGCUGACAAGUUCGACUUGUCGUUGCCGGUUUUCCCGAGCUUUCCGUUCGGGUAUUGCUUCGACCCGGUUCUUCAAAUCGGGUCGGGUCAAUGGGGGCUGUGUCAGGACGAUGGGGUCGGGUCGGAGGAUGAUGCGGGGACGAUGAUUUGGGCGGACAGUGUGAAGAAGAAGAGGAAGAGGAAGAUGAACAAGCAUAAGUUGAGGAAGCUGAGGAAGAGUCUUCGUCGCAAGACGUGA
Molecule: messenger RNA, 396 nt
Organism: Argentina anserina (silverweed cinquefoil)
Lineage: Eukaryota; Viridiplantae; Streptophyta; Magnoliopsida; Rosales; Rosaceae
Exons: 1
Coding region: 1-396 (131 amino acids)
Source: RefSeq, a predicted model, not a curated record